Gymnodraco acuticeps is the source of this 5851-nucleotide messenger RNA. Its product is annotated as exostosin-1a-like. The record is from RefSeq and is a predicted model, not a curated record. Gene Ontology annotation, molecular function: glycosyltransferase activity. Gene Ontology annotation, cellular component: membrane. Lineage: Eukaryota; Metazoa; Chordata; Actinopteri; Perciformes; Bathydraconidae. The transcript is spliced from 11 exons. Bases 908 to 3139 code for a protein of 743 amino acids.
UCGUUCGGCUGGGACUGCUGGGCUUGCAGUCUCCACAGCACUGCUUGUUUUUGUGUGUGUGAGCCACCACUUAAAUACUACACACGACUGGAGAACGAAUAGGUAAAGGAGCCCGUUGGCUUUGUAGGAAGAGCGAAGUUGUGGACGAAUGAAGAGACAUUGUUUUUGGACAAAGAAAACAGACUGCCUGGCUUCCAACCAGCGAUAAAGCUACUUUGAUGCAGCCGCUUAGCUAACAAGCUAACUGGGAAUGUUUUCAGAGACUAGCCAGUCGGCUAGCCCGCUAGCUAGCUAAUUCGGAUGGAGAAAGUCGCUGUAUAGUGUAUACAUUAAGCCAACAGUAACAAUGAACAUUUUAUCUUUCGGUACAUUUAGUGAAAGAACUGUGGCAACGUCUCAUACUGAGUAUGUUGAAUAUUUAGGGCUCCAGUGCUUUGUUGCUAAUAUCUAGUAGGGACAAUAGUUUACAGACCAGGCAACAAGUCUGGCACACACUACCGCUUUAACGUUACUCUACUUUGUACCCAUUUUGUGCAAUGGUGUUAUUAGUUACCUUGUUGUUAUUAGUUAGCAAAGCAUCAUACGUAUAGUGGGAAUAAGCGUUUUGAGGAAAGUAUAGGUAAAGAUAUACAAAGGAAAGUGGGGUGCUACUUUAACAUUAGAUCCCCAUGUUUAGGGGGAUCUGGUCACUGAUGUCAUUUAUUGGCGAGGAGGCGAGUUGGAUGAACAUUUUAAAUCGCCCACAUGCUUUGGAUCAGUUCCUGGACUUGUGAAAGGCAUCUGAAGCAGGAGGUGGGUGACUUGAGCACAAGAAGAUGGCGGAGCGUUCCUGCAGAAGGUGGUGAAACCAAAACUUGGGGGCUUCUUGGAUUUAUUGCCAGACAUCUUAUCCCAGAUCGUAGGACACAUGCAGGCCAAAAAACGGUACUUAACUCUGUUCUCCGCCGGUGCGUGUCUCAUCCUGUUGUUUUGUUUUGGAGGGAUACAACUCCCCCUCUCCAGACGGGGUCCCAGCCGGCGUGAUGACCGCAGCCUCACCGGUUAUCACCCCGGGGAGCGGUGGCGUCGCUUCCCGGGGUCCCUGCAGCCUUUCAGCCCCUGGGAGGAGGACCGGGGCGAUAGUCACAAUGAACACAUAUCUCCUAGGCAGAAGAGAGACGCUAACUCAGGCGUUGACUCUGGAAAACGCUGCAGAAUGGACUCCUGCUUUGAUUUCUCUCUUUGUGAGAGGAAUGGAUUUAAAGUGUACGUCUACCCCCAGCAGAAAGGGGAGAAGAUGUCAGAGAGCUAUCAGAACAUUUUAUCCUCUAUUGAAGGAUCUAUGUACUAUACACCUGACCCAGGACAGGCAUGCCUGUUUGUCCUGAGUUUAGACACUCUGGACCGGGACCAGCUUUCACCCCAGUAUGUGCACAACUUGAAAGUAAAAAUCCAAAGCCUUCAUCUGUGGAAUGGAGGCAAAAACCACAUCAUCUUCAAUUUAUAUUCUGGCACCUGGCCAGACUACACAGAAGACCUUGGCUUUGACAUCGGCCUCGCCAUGUUGGCUAAGGCCAGCAUCAGCACCGAGAACUUUAGACCCAACUUUGACGUUUCUAUCCCUCUUUUCUCCAAAGACCACCCUAGGACAGGAGGGGAAAGGGGCUACCUGAAACAUAACACCAUUCCCCCUUAUAGGAAGUACAUGCUUGUUUUUAAGGGGAAGAGGUACCUAACAGGAAUAGGUUCAGACACUAGAAACGCUUUAUAUCAUGUUCAUAACUCUGAGGACGUGGUCCUCCUCACCACCUGUAAGCACGGGAAGGACUGGCAGAAGCAUAAAGAUGCACGCUGUGAUAAAGACAAUGCAGAUUAUGACAAGUAUGACUACAGAGAGAUGCUGUACAACUCCACGUUCUGUCUGGUUCCUCGAGGAAGGCGGCUGGGUUCUUUUCGCUUCUUAGAGGCUUUGCAGGCAGCAUGCGUGCCAGUUAUGUUAAGUAACGGCUGGGAGCUGCCGUUCUCAGAAAUCAUCGACUGGAAUACGGCAGCUGUGAUUGGGGAUGAAAGGCUGCUAUUACAGAUCCCCUCUACAGUGCGCUCCAUCCACCAGGAUAAGAUCUUGUCCCUUAGACACCAGACCCAGUUCUUAUGGGAGGCGUAUUUCAACUCUGUGGAGAAAAUAGUACUGACCACACUGGAGAUCAUCCAGGACCGGGUAAUGCUGCACACAUCAAGGAGUAACCUCAUGUGGAACAGUUUGCCUGGAGGACUUUUCACCCUUCCUCAGUACUCCACGUACCUGGGAGACUUCCCCUUCUACUACGCCAAGCUGGGUGUUAAACCAUACACCAAGUUUACAGCGAUCGUUCACGUGGUGAGUCCACUGGUCUCCCAGUCCCAGCCAGUGAUGAAGCUGCUCCUGUCUGUGGCCAAAUCCCAGUACUGUGCUCAGGUGAUUGUUUUGUGGAACUGUGACAAGCCUCUUCCUGCCAAGCACCGCUGGCCUGUCACCUCAAUCCCUGUCAUCGUUAUAGAAGGCGAAAGCAAGGUGAUAAGCAGCCGUUUUCUGCCCUACGACACCAUACCCACUGAUGCUGUGCUCAGUCUGGAUGAGGACACGGUGCUCUCCACCACAGAGGUGGACUUUGCCUUCACGGUGUGGCAGAGUUUCCCGGACCGUAUCGUCGGCUACCCGGCCCGCAGCCACUUCUGGGACGGCAACAAGGAGCGGUGGGGCUACACCUCCAAAUGGACCAACGACUACUCCAUGGUGCUGACCGGGGCUGCCAUCUAUCACAAAUACUACCACUAUCUGUACACCACCUACCUUCCAGCCAGUCUGAGGAACAUGGUUGACCAGAUGUCAAACUGCGAGGACAUUCUGAUGAAUUUUUUGGUGUCCUCUGUGUCUAAGCUACCACCCAUCAAGGUCACCCAGAAGAAACAAUACAAGGAGACCAUGAUGGGACAGAGCUCCCGGGCGUCUCGCUGGGCCGACCCGGACCAUUUCGCCCAGCGUCAGACCUGCAUGAACAAGUUUGCCAGCUGGUUUGGCAGCAUGCCCCUGGUCCAUUCCCAGAUGAGGCUGGACCCGGUCCUGUUCAAAGAUCAGGUGUCCAUACUGCGGAAGAAGUACAGUGACAUCGAGAGGCUAUAACCCUCCAAAGCCCCCGCCCCCCGGACACUAAAAAGGCGGGGGCGAGGGGGGCGGACACGUCGAGAAGCCUUUCCAUGAUCGCAUGGCUGCAUCAACGGAGACGCAAAUGGGACUGAGAGGAGGAAACUGGAACUGGAAGACAUAAUGGUCUCCUCGGUGGUGCCCUUUUCUACCCUUCCUCGUGUGUAUUGGGGGAUAGCUGAGCACACAUGUCCCACUGAAGGACACCGGAGGACUUUUUAAAAAGGCUCGACUUGGCCAAAGUCACGGGGUUGGAAAUCAUAGGUUGCUGCUUCCUUGUUGAAGCAGUGGAUACCCCCCCCCCCCCCCCCCCCCCCCCAACUCCUCUGUACACUCUGCACAGGUCCCCGAACGUUUCUUCCGAGAGAAUAUGAUUGAUAAUUAUAACUAUGAAGAUGAUUACUCUAUUUUGGAUUGUGUUUAGCUAUUUUUUUUAUACAGUGAAUGAAUGGCCAGCAAUACUCUCUGUAUUGUCUUAAUUGAAACCGAUAGCAGGGUGGGUGAAGAGAGGAUAGACAGCCCACUCACACAGACCUGAGUUAUGAUCUGAUAUUCACAGUGCCUAAAGUUUAUCUAACGGCGUUGGGAUCUGGGAGAAAAAGACACGGCGCAGAAUGAGCACCUUGGUCUUGCUGCUUUCCAUUUAGUUUUUCGUGAUUUGCUUUUAAAUUGAUGGAAUAAUGGAUCUCGCAGUCAAGUACAGCAUUCAUAUUUCUGAAGUAAAAAGACAUUUAAUUUGUAUUUAGUUGACGUACAAAAUCAUGUGCCAUUCUGAACAUUUUCAGCAUCACACAACUAGCUAGACUCACUGAAUAUGCUAUGUGGGAAUUGAUAUCCACAUGACGGAAAUAGAAAUGCAGAAAUUGAAUUGAGUUCUGUAUAUUAAUUUUUAGCAAGAAUUCUUCCUCAUGUCUCUUCUUCAAUUUUGAAAGGCUUAUAUGAAAAGCUUGAAUUAGUACAUGAGUAUGUGCUGGCCUGGAGAAUAAUAGAUCACAAGAGUUGUCUUGGUUAAAAGAGGAUGAGCUUGCUAAAUUCAGCCAACCAAUCGUCUGUUUUAAAUAAAAAACAAUAACAACAAGGCAAUGAAUCUAUGGGCUUAGAUAGCGAGGGAUAUUUAUACACAGUGAUUGUUUAUAUGCCAUAAACCCAAUUUCAUUUAGUCCAGUGGCCCAGGCUGACAAGUGACGUGAGCUAACUCUGCUUUCAUCUAGAAGCAUCAAACAAUGCUUCAGUCAGAGCUGGCAUCAGAACAAAAAGACUACUCAAUUUGAACAAUAUGACCAGACUGACAAGAAAUCUGAACAAGCAUUUGUGGAACAUUUAAAAAAGCAUAGGACAUGUUGAGUUAUGCAUACCAUUUUUUAAUUUGUGGUAUUUCUUUAACAUAAAUACAUGAAAUAAGAAGCCUUUCAAUCUACACAGUAUUAGCAGAAUGCAGAAUUGUGUCCUUGAUAAUCACAAACGUAAACACCAAUUCAUCUCAGUUGGAUUCUGAUUGGUAUUGUGCUUUAACACAUUCAAGAGGCAAAGUGUGAAACCAGGAUGUUCCAAGUAUAUAUUAAUAAUUCUGUCGUUGUCAUAUAUCUUGAUCUGAGACUAAUUAACUGCAAAUUGGUCAAUUGAAUAGCAGUGGAACUUCACAGGGCUAAUUCAUUCAAUUAACUUAAAAACAAAUUGUUCUUCAUUUUGAUUCCGCCUUGAUACGUCAUAUCAGCUUAUCCAAACUAGUUACACAAUUUGAUGGAUUUAAAAUGUGCCCAUGUAUUUUUAAAUCACAGAUCUGUCCAUGAAGUAUCGCUCUAAAGCCAGCAACAUUUCUCGAGAACAAUCUAACCAUACCUGCCCCGACGCCUCCUGUGGUAGCUUUCAUUUUGUGAGGUAAACUUCACCAUAAUAUGUGCCAAUAGAUCAUAAAUAAAAAAAUGUUAACACAUUUUCAUCUUACAAGGAUAUUCAUACUAGAGAUGCCAUGCAUUCCCAUUUUUGUUUGGUUCAUUCAAAGUAUUCCUUGUCUACAUUAGAAAGUAAAAUGUGUGAGACAGAGGGGAAAGGAAGGGUGUAGGUGUGAGAGAUUUGUGCUGCAUGGUAUUUUUACACGUCUUAGAAUGUGACAUCAGCUUCACAGCAGAUAAACAAUCCCGGCAUUACUAAACACAGUGCUAUCAAGACAACUGAAUAUGGUCGUAAAGAGAAUCACAUUUCAGAAAUGAACUUGGUGCAAUAUUUAAGAUAAUAUUUUCUCUAUCUUUCUCUCCUUCCUAAGGUUCUGUUUCAGUUAUAUAUUGAUGUGCCUUCAGAAGAAAUACACUUUUUUUUUCUCAUCUGGCUUGUGCGAAAAACAGGUCCUAGUUUUCAUUUCAUUGUCUUUUUUUCUUUAUCAAUAUCCAGUAACACAUAAAGGCUCCCUAAAUGAUAUUGUUUAACACUGGAAUGCUACCAAGACUUAUCACUACAUCUGAUGCUGACAUUCCUGUAGGAACUUGUACAUGUACCACAUGCAUAAUUCUCUCUUACACAGUAUUUGUGAGGCAGGAUGUCAUCCCCACUGAAUCUCUGCCUGCUUCCUUCCCUCUCUUCCGUAAAUGCAGACCUAAUUUUAUAGAGAUUAAACUGGAAAGAUAGGGGACAAUUCACCAUUUUGUAAAAUAAUUUUAUAAAAUAAAAACUCAAAUAAAAUGUUUGAUUAAAAAA